AUGGAAAACAGAGGUAACUACUCGAGGUACGACACGCACGUCACCUUCUUUAUGGCUGGAGUCUGCUGCAUGAUCAUUAACUCGGUGGUCGACCUCGAGUCCCUGGUGCUCCUGAGGUUCCUGGGAAACUCGAGUUACGACGCGCAGACGAUCACCUUCUUCCUGAGGAGGUUUAACCUGAUCAUAGGGAUCCUGAUCUCGUGUCUGACCAUAUUCUUCGACGUUAACGUGCGGUGCUCAGUGUGGCACUGGAUGCUCUUCAUCCUGUACUUCCUGAUCACCUUUUACAUAUACCUGCUCUCGAACAACGUGCUGACGAUUUCGAAGUACGGCCUUGCGCCAGUGUUCACGAUUUCGCUGGUGUCGCACGGCCUGCUGGUCUCGACGAUCGUGUAUAUAUUCGAAGGCGCGCACGUGAAGUACGACAAAAACGUGGCGCUGUGCCUGAUCAUUUUCCUCUGCGGCUGCUUCUCCUCAGGGCUGCUGGUUAAGUUGCUGCUCAAGUUCAGCGGAGACAUAAAGGACGACGAGCACUUGGGGCUGCGCUUCUACAAUAGGCUCUUCGUGCUGUUCACGUUCAUAAACCUGGUAUCCUGCUUCUUGAUGAGUAGGCUUAUAUCGAUGGAUAAGCAGUACGACGGGACGAGCGCGAGCAGCAACAAGUCGCUGAACGCAGUCCUCUUCUCGAGGAGCAGGUGGGUGUUUUUCAUGGGAUGCCUCAGCUGGUCGUUUUCGCCCAUGUUCAACAACUUCACAGCCUCGGUGAUUAACACGCUCACCUCGAUGGAGGCAUUUAACCUGGAGUACCUGCAGUUCAUCAUCUGCCUGGCAUUCAGCUUCGGCCUGUACCUGUUGGUUAUCACGGACAUAGUGAUCCUGAAGGUGGGAAACAGCGGCACGCGCUCGAGUGAGACGCUGACGGAAGUGAUAUGUAAGGCCAUGAACAUCACAAACGAAAUGAACCCGAGCAUCGUGAUCGAGGACGGAAUAGUGGAGGACCUGGUGACGAACGACGCGAUCAACAUCAGGCUAUUCAGGCCGCUCCAGCCCUGGUGUUACCUGCAAUGGGGGUUCUGGAUCGACUGGGAAAACUACGACUCGAUCGACAACCACAGGCUGAUCAAGGUGAUGAAAAUAAACAUGAUGGUCUCGAAGAUCAGGGAUGGCUUCGCGCCAGUCGAUGACGCUGGCGCCGUCCACAUAGGCGGAGACUUGCACGAGGAGUUCCUGGAAGUCAUAGACGCAAAGUACACGCUCACCUGGGAAAUAACCUGCUUCAUAAAGCAGUGCACCGAGACUCUGAUGGAACUGUCCGACGUGUUCCACGUGUGUUGCCCAGCAAAGGGAGGCAGCUGUGAAGGCGAUGAGCACGGCGAGUGUGCACACCACGCGCCAGAUUCUACUCAUGGAAACAGAUCGGGAGGGUGCGUUUUGAUGUGUUUGAAGAGGUGUUGUACCUCAGACACGCCGUGCCUUAGUAAGUGUUUGAGCCACGCAUUCAGCGAAAAGUUCGUGGACUACGACUGCAUAGCAUGCAGUUACAAGAAUUACCCCUACUAUCGUAAGUUCGUGUACGGGAUCCUGACGACGUGCUUGUCGGAGGCCCAGAAGCUGCUGAACGAGAUCGCAGUCGACCCGGACCUGGACGACCACUUCAAGGUCAGGAAGUCAAACGAGCUGAGCCUCCUGGCGAUUGAGCAGUUCGUGCUGCGGUUCCUCGGCAUCCUGGUCUACGCCAGAGUGGCCGACGAGUUCAUGCUGCUCUUCAAGCAGAUGAAGCACAUUGCUCUUAACACGACCAGGUUGGUGAUUCAGUACAUUUGUAAGCACAAGUGCACCAGUGACUGUCUAGCCAAGGAAAGCACGGAACCUGAAAACAAAGAUAAGGAUGACAAAAAUAAGAGCCACAAAUGCCGAUGUUUGCUGUACAGUAAGUUCAUCCAGGUGGUGCUCAGACUGCACAAGAGGCAGAUACAGGUGUGUGAAAUCGUCAUGGGAAAGAGUAGACUCUCGUUGGCAUCAGUGCUUCCCACGCUGUCGAUGACGAGGUCGCUGGCGCUCUUUUCGCACUUCUUUGGGCGGUUUGUGUGUUCAGAGGCAAUAGCAGAGCACUCAGACUGCAAGUGUGGCUGCAAAACACAAACGCAGGCACAGGAUGACAGAUGUGGCUGUGGAGCGUUCAGCAGCCGCUUGUAUGAUUUGUUGGACAUGAUGACCACAGGGCUCAGUUAUUUGUCGGAGUUUGACGGGAUACUGUCAAUAAUCAUCUUCUUCUACUCAUAUCUGGACGAGUUUCGUCUGGAGUCAAUUCCAGAACCUGCACCAAAUCCAGAACCAAAAGGCCCAGAGUGCACCUGUUGUACUGAUAAGUAUAAGGAUUCGAAGCCUGAAUGUCAAGACUCCACUAAGUGUACGCUGUGUAUAUGUUGUCUGUGUUGCCCAUCUAGGGAAGUUGCUGAAAAGGGGGAUAAAGAGCCGAAAUCAGUUGACAAAUGUUCGUGUAGUAACGCAAUUAAGCAAGUUAAGCAGGAUAAGAAGUGUUGUCUGUGCACAAUAUACUGCCUUAAGUGCAGGCCUAAUACCUCUAUCUGCUGUGUACAGCAGCCGCAAGCGAAGCAAACAUGUUCUAGUACACCUGGAAAAUGUUGUAAAGAUUGCUCCAAGGAGUGUAGAUGCAGUUCGCCCACAUGUUCCCAGAACUGUUGCACGUGUUGUAACAUACAGCACAAACAUGAAAAUAAAGAAUCGGCAAGGUUGUUAUUGGUUUCAGAGAAUAGUAAGAAGAACUUGGAGCUGAUAACGGCUACACGAAGAACAAUGGUACUGCAGUCGCUCUCAGACUACGUUCUCAAGUCAAAUUGGUUUAAGGACAUGUAUAAGAGUCUGAAUGAUGGUCUGGUACAGAAAAAAUUGUUUGUGCUAUACCUGGUGCUGUGUUUUGGACUUUACGUGCUGUGCGUCGUCGGAAACGUGGUACCGUAUGUGCGUAACGUAUCCAAUGUGCCCAAAUUGACGCUGCUGUUCUCAGUCUCCUCAGUCUUGACCAGCGUGUGUAUACUGUAUUCGUUUCUGUGCAUGAGUGAUUUUGGCCCCGACUCGUCUCUUAUCAUCAAUCUCAUGAUUCUCAUAAGUAUGAUACUGUGUAUCGUCUGGUCGUGGACAACGCAGUGGCUAUCGUAUCGCAUUCUUUUAUAUCAGCAAUUUGAAAUAUUUUACAAUAAAUUCAGGCUAAUAUAUACAGGUGGAGUUAACAUAUAUGAGCCGAAGCUGACAUGGUGGUUCGAAGGGUUUGUAAGCUUCAUAAAAAGCGACUUCCACACUAUGUACCUGAUUUUUCUGCUGAAGGAGUUCAAGGAUAACUACGACCCGUACUCGUUCGGGUUCACGUCUAGGCUGAAGAUGAACUACACCCUGCUGAAGUCGUACAACACGGACUUCGGAGAUACGAACGUGAAGACGAAGUUUAACGAACACAUGAUGCAGUACGACGACUUCAUCAAGCACGUCGAGAAGCACAUCCUGGACCCGCAUAACCUGGGCAAGGACGUGGACCUGUACGACCUGCUCGACUACAGAGCAUUUCAACUUAUUCCGAAGGACUCGUACCACUUUUUGACGGACCUGCACACAUUUGAGAAGAUGACGUACUCAGUGGACAUGCUCUACGCAGCCUGGAACAGAGACGUUAAGAUGACGCGUCUGGCCGAAAGACUGCAGUACCUGCGAGAGGGCGCACUGAAGACAGUGGAAGAGAUGGUUCAGAGCGAAGUGAAGAGAAACAACUACGACAGAGACUCCAUCAGGAAGCUGAAGCACUACUUCGACUUCAGAACGGAGAUCCUGACGCACCUGGCGCAAAACUGCCUCCACGACUACAUAACGCACGGCUCGAAGCUGGCCUCUAUUCAGCUCUCGACGCUCAUCUCGAUCUACGAGCUGGAGUACUCGAAGCGCUGGUCGACCUACUCGAACGCAUUGAGCCCGGAGGCGAGCGACUUAGAAGCGCAUUUGGCAAUGAAGGAGGCGGAAAGACCGAAGACAGUUGUGGAGGAGGUCGAGCACGUGCCGCUGAAGUCGGAAACUGUCCUGAAGAAGUUUAAAAAGUGGAAGCGCAGAAAACUCGACACCUGCGACCAGGCCUACGACGGCAGCCUGAUAUGCAAGCUCAUCGUGAACAAGGCUGGCGACGAGUUCGAAAUGCUCGUCUUCGACAAGGAGUACGUGGACCCGAUCAACGACUUGGUGAGCCUCAUCUCGAAGCGCCACCGCAGCGAGGAGGCCACGGACGAAAUCGAGGUCGCCAAGUACCUCUCACACGUGAGCAAGACGCGGGACGUGAUUGAGCUCGACAAGGUCAAGUCGGAGAUCGCGAACCUGAUUCUCAAGGAUACGAGCAACUACGUGGGCUCCCUCAUCAAGGGCUACGUGUCAGUCUGCAAGAGCAUGGUCCAGGAGUCGAAUAUGCAGGACUUCAUGUCCAGAAACAACGAGAUUGUGAUCGGGGAGUGGAUUCGCUGGCAGGGCCAGCACGUGAGCUCGGACGUGAUAGAGCUCUUUUCGAGGUUUUCCACGAUUGAGCCCUCGUAA
Messenger RNA from Theileria orientalis strain Shintoku, 4587 nucleotides. RefSeq lists its product as hypothetical. The record is from RefSeq and is a predicted model, not a curated record. The transcript is spliced from 9 exons. NCBI's taxonomy places the organism in Eukaryota, Apicomplexa, Aconoidasida, Piroplasmida, Theileriidae. The coding region runs from base 1 to 4587 and encodes 1528 amino acids.